CUGCCUGGGAUGAUGUAAAAGGAGCUGCGUGUCUCGGGAUGGCUGAAGGAGUCACCUCCAAGAGCUCCGCUCCUCUCCGACCCGAGUCCUGACGAUGUGUUUGGACCAGCAUUGAUACAUAUAAGUGAUUUCUGCACUUUGCUUUUUUGGAAAGGAUGUUAUUUGCUGCAAAGGAAUUGGAAGGAGAUGGCAUUUCAGAAAUAGAUGCCUUUGUAAAUAGCCAGGAAUGGACACUGAGCCGAUCCGUACCGGAGCUGAAAGUGGGGAUCGUGGGUAACCUGGCCAGUGGCAAGUCCGCGCUCGUGCACCGGUACCUGACGGGCACCUACGUCCAGGAGGAGUCCCCCGAAGAUAUGGAUGCAGGUGGGAGAUUCAAGAAGGAGAUAGUAGUUGAUGGACAAAGCUACCUGCUGCUGAUUAGAGAUGAAGGAGGCCCUCCGGAGGCUCAGUUUGCCAUGUGGGUGGAUGCUGUUAUCUUUGUCUUCAGCCUGGAGGAUGAAGUCAGCUUCCAGACCGUGUACCACUACUACAGCCGGAUGGCCAACUAUCGCAACACUAGUGAGAUCCCCAUGGUCCUGGUGGGAACACAGGAUGCCAUAAGCUCCACUAACCCCCGGGUCAUCGAUGAUGCCAGAGCCAGGAAGUUGUCAAAUGACCUCAAGAGAUGCACCUACUACGAGACCUGUGCCACGUACGGGCUCAACGUGGAGAGAGUCUUCCAUGACGUUGCUCAGAAGAUCGUGUCAACCAAGAAGAAGCAGCAGCUCUCGAUCGGACCCUGCAAAUCUCUGCCCAACUCUCCGAGCCACUCCUCCGUGUGUUCUGCCCAGGUCUCUGCCGUGCACAUCAGCCAGACCAGUAAUGGAGGAGGGAGUUUAAGUGAUUAUUCCUCCUCUGUCCCAUCAACUCCAAGCACCAGCCAGAAGGAGCUGCGGAUUGAUGUUCCUCCCACUGCCAACACUCCAACUCCUGUCCGUAAACAGUCCAAGCGCCGAUCCAACCUCUUCACGUCUCGGAAAGGGAGUGACCCAGACAAAGAGAAGAAGGUCCUGGAGAGCAGAACAGACAGCAUUGGAAGCGGCCGCGCAAUCCCAAUUAAACAGGGAAUGCUGCUGAAGAGGAGUGGCAAGUCUCUGAACAAGGAGUGGAAGAAGAAGUACGUGACGUUGUGUGACAACGGGGUGCUGACCUACCACCCGAGCUUACACGACUAUAUGCAGAACGUUCACGGGAAAGAAAUCGACUUGCUGAGAACCACUGUGAAGGUCCCUGGGAAGAGGCCACCCCGAGCCACGUCAGCCUGUGCACCCAUUUCCAGCCCCAAAACCAACGGCCUCUCCAAGGACAUGAGCAGUUUACACAUCUCACCAAAUUCAGAUACGGGCCUAGGAGACUCUGUGUGUUCCAGCCCCAGCAUAUCCAGUACGACGAGCCCCAAGCUGGACCCCCCCCCUUCCCCUCACGCCAACAGAAAGAAGCACCGGCGGAAGAAAAGCACAAGCAACUUCAAAGCUGACGGGAUCUCGGGCACAGCUGAGGCCAAACGCAAAGCUUGGAAACUAAACCGUGUUGGUAGCCUGCGAAAUAUUUACAGCAGCAGCAGCACCAACACCGAAGAACAAGAAGAAAACUUUGAGUUUAUCAUCGUGUCUCUCACCGGCCAGACUUGGCACUUUGAAGCCACCACGUAUGAGGAAAGGGACGCCUGGGUCCAAGCCAUAGAGAGUCAGAUCUUGGCCAGUUUACAGUCGUGUGAGAGCAGCAAGAACAAGUCCCGCCUGACCAGCCAGAACGAGGCCAUGGCCCUGCAGUCCAUCAGGAACAUCAGAGGCAAUUCCCACUGCGUGGACUGUGAAGCACAGAACCCUGACUGGGCCAGCCUGAACCUGGGAGCCCUCAUCUGCAUCGAAUGCUCAGGUAUCCACCGCAACCUCGGCACACACCUGUCCCGGGUGCGCUCCCUGGACCUGGACGACUGGCCCAUCGAGCUCAUCAAGGUGAUGUCGGCCAUCGGCAACGAGCUGGCCAACAGUGUGUGGGAGGAGAACAGCCAAGGCCACAUGAAGCCCUCAUCAGACUCCUCGAGGGAAGAAAAGGAGCUCUGGAUACGUGCAAAGUACGAGCAGAAGCUCUUCCUUGCCCCGCUGCAGUGCCUGGAGCUUUCUCUGGGCCAGCAUCUCCUGAGGGCCACAGCCGAGGAGGACCUGCGGACGGUGAUCCUGCUCCUGGCCCACGGCACUCGGGAGGAGGUGAACGAGACCUGUGGAGACGGUGACGGGCGCACGGCCCUGCACCUGGCCUGUCGGAAAGGGAACGUGGUGUUGGUGCAGCUCCUCAUCUGGUACGGUGUGGACGUGAUGGCGCGCGACGCCCACGGGAACACAGCUCUGGCCUACGCCCGCCAGGCCUCCAGCCAGGAGUGCAUCGACGUGCUCCUGCAGUACGGCUGCCCCGACGAGCGCUUCGUCCUCAUGGCCACCCCCAACCUGUCCAGGAAGAACAACAACCGGAACAACAGCGGCGGCAGGAUGCCCACCAUCAUCUGAGGAGCUCCCUCGUGCAUUCGCUGAGUUACAUCCGCAGCCUCACAUCCCUCCAUCCCCAUCACAGCUCUGCUCUGUGAGUCUGGUAACUCUCCUUUUCCCUUUUCCCUUCGGUGCACCCCUGUCCCAUCCGGAACGCGGAGAGCGCGAGGGGAUGAGGAGGAGCCCGGGGGGCUGCCGGGAAGGCCGUUGUUUCAGUGACAGCUCCGGAAGGACGGGGACGAGCGGGCGAGGGCGCGCGGGUUGAGUGGAACACGCCGCGCGUGGCACCGGGACCAUGGGAGCGUGGCCGCCCCGGAGCAGGGACACGGAGCAGG
Messenger RNA from Manacus vitellinus (golden-collared manakin), 2860 nucleotides. It is a transcript of the gene AGAP1, whose product is annotated as ArfGAP with GTPase domain, ankyrin repeat and PH domain 1. Gene Ontology annotation, molecular function: protein binding; GTPase activity; GTPase activator activity. The coding region runs from base 156 to 2546 and encodes 796 amino acids. The transcript is spliced from 19 exons. Lineage: Eukaryota; Metazoa; Chordata; Aves; Passeriformes; Pipridae. Gene Ontology annotation, cellular component: nucleus. The record is from RefSeq and is a predicted model, not a curated record.